Geodia barretti is the source of this 5132-nucleotide messenger RNA. The record is from the annotation of a GenBank genome assembly. NCBI's taxonomy places the organism in Eukaryota, Metazoa, Porifera, Demospongiae, Tetractinellida, Geodiidae.
AAGAGUGUACUGCAUGCACGCUCACUCCCUGUCUGACAGUAUUUCGAGACUUUUUCUGGAUCCACUUUUAAUUCAAGAGUGAAGUGCUUCAUCAUUAGGCUCUCUCCAUUUGGCAGGAUUAAUAUCACAAAGUGGAGAUGAUUAUAAAACUUGCAGAAGUGUUAAUGCUGUUGUGCAGUUUGCCCUUGUUCACUAAUGGCCAACAAAGUGUUUGCACUCUACUGACAACAUCACUGCAGACCUAUCAGUAUUAUGUCCAGGGAAGUACCAAGUAUCUUAUUCCUGUGGUUUUGCUGUGGCUGAGCACAUGUUACAGCACUUACUACAAUUCACAACUUCGAUACGGUUCAAAUAUUGUGUAUCACCAAGAAGUUGUUUGCUGCAGUGGAUACAGCAGUGUUGGAGGGGAUUGCUUACCAACAUGCCCCAACUGCCCCGAGUCCCACUCCUGUCUAGCACCUUAUUUCUGUGCCUGUCCAGAGAACUGGUCUGGUGAAGGAUGCACAGAGCCUCCACAGAAUGUGGCUCUCACAGCAACUGGGCCCGACACACUGCGUUCAGUUGGUCACCACCUCCACAGUUUCAGGCAACUCUCUAUGUUGUCAUUUUCCAACGUGCGACUUGACCAGUUUAAUCCAUCGAGUGAUCUGGUCAUGGACCUGGACUCGCUGAAUACAUACACAGCAUACACCUGCUGUGUAGCUGCUAACACUGCCUCCGGAGCAUCGAGAAUAGCCUGUGCCACACAUGUCAAAAACUCAUGGACGUGCUGUUUCAGGCCUUGACAAUAUCCUCAUGAAACUUUUAAAAAUACUGCCCCUUCCGGUUUCGCUCCGAAUCAUUUCAGGAAAAGGGCAAAGAUGUCUGCGAAAUAUCCUGUACCUAAUACAAUAUAUGCAGUUUAUAAGAAAAUCUAGUAACACUAUUUUCUCAUUUUUCAUUUUAAAGCUCCUGGAGAUGCACCACGGAAUAUGAAUUUGAAAACAUUGAACUCCACUGCCAUACACAUCCAAUGGGACCCUCCUCUCACUCCCAAUGGUAUCAUCAUUCAUUACACCGUCUACAUCAAUGGCAUUCCGAUUCGGAACAUUCCUGACUCCUAUGGGACACAAAGUACUUCCGUUGGUGGUUUCACUCCCAACCAAGCUUUGCGUGUUCGUCUGUCUGCUAGUACCAGUGUUGGAGAAGGGCCUAGGACCGCGUCUCAGACCGUGACUACACAUGAGUCAGUUCCUGGUCCAGUAAAGAAUCUGAGAGUAGUUCCACGCUCGGGGUACAUCCUCCGAGUCACUUGGAGCCCUCCAACCUACACUAAUGGAGUCCUCAUUGGAUAUACAGUUGUGGUCACAAACUUAGCGGACACCACGGAUACCAUCCGUAGAAUCACUUCAGCCAAUUCACCACAGCAAUUGACUGUCGACACAGGAAUUCGCCCCUAUAUAAGAUACAGAGUUUCAGUGACUGCCUCUACCAAAGUAGGACCAGGUGACCCAGUUAGAGUAACAUUGUAUUCACAGCAAGGAGCUCCACAGAGCCCUCCUCCGAAUGUAAACAGCACUCGAAAGUCACCCACCAAUGCCAGUGUAGAGUGGGAUGGGAUAAGGUGGGAGGACCUGAGAGGGUGGCUGGUGGACUAUGAGAUUGGGUACGGUUGUGUGAUGAUGUCUGUCCACCAGCAGUGCCCUGCUAAUGACUCCACCUACAAUGAGACCAUGUCUGUGGAUAGAGAGUAUGAAUUGACUGGUCUAGAUCCAGGACUGCAGUACUGUGUGAGGCUGGCUGGGAGGACCAGUGCUGGAGCUGGACCUUUCUCACACACACUCAUUCCAUGGUACACCAACAGUCUUUUCACAAUCACACUUGAGAAGGAAAACUGCUCAAAAUGGAUUGCAAUACAGCCAGCAGAGAUAGCCCAAGAUAUUGCCAAGAGCGUGAGCAACGGGAUUGAACUCACUUGCAACUGCACAUUCCCCAGCGAUUAUAUUACGGACAGACAGCUAAGUUGUCAAAACAAGAACCUGACAUUUAGGGGCAGGAUAAUAAGUACUCUAGAUAGAGAGAGCACUGUUCUCUUGGAAGACUUUCAAACGUGGCUAAUGAGUGAACCAACAGUAAAAGCCAAGAGUGAACAACUUAAACUCGCAAGGAACAGAAUCAGCAAAGAAGAAACAGAAUCAGCAAAGAAUGAAACAGGGUCAGCUACUGCCGGCAAUGGGAGGAUAGAGGACAAGUCUCCAAGUGGGUCUAGUAUUGUAGGAGCUACAGUUGGAGGAGUUGUGACUGUUGUAGUUCUACUGCUGGCUGUUGUUGUGUUCAUCGUAACUGCAGUAGUGGUGCGGAGGAAACUCAGGAGUAAGUCAUCUGUGAAGUGCGCACCAGUCAGUAUUUUGGAUGACGAGACCACCAGGAGUUCUCCCCUUCGAAAACACUCCUUCUCCUCAUUGUUUUCCAAUCAUGGAAGAGACAACACACAUCCCCGUAAGACGCCUCUCGGGCCAACAUUGACGACACCUCACAAUCCUCCAAACACACCACCAAAGCCUCCAGCUAAACCUCUGCGGAUAUCAGCCAAGACACCUCCGGAGCCUCAAAAGCUACCACUCAAGCCAUUGAAAAUGCAUCCCAAGCCUCAAACCCUACCGCCCAAGCCAUUGCUCAAGCCUCCACCACUAACACCUAAGCCAUUGCUCAUGCCUGGAACACUAGCACUCAAGCCACUGAAAAUACCACUGAAGCCUCCAUGCAACAACCCUAAACCUCCCGUGCCUCCAAAGAUAGUGCCCAAAAACAUGCGGAGGCUCCCACCAGUCCCAUAUGAACUGCCCGUCGCUCAACCUGAAAAUGUGUACGAGGAUCCUGAGAAAAUGGAGGCCAAUGGGGGAACCACGAGUCUGCGUAAUGCUGCAUAUCAAGGGGCCGGACGGAGAAUGAGGGCAGAAGACAUUGAGAAGCUCUACACUAAAGUGAAGAAACCAACAUGUUCCAACUGCCCCGAGUCCCACUCAUGUCUAGCACCUUAUUUCUGUGCCUGUCCAGAGAACUGGUCUGGUGAAGGAUGCACAGAACCUCCUCAAAAUGUAACACUCAAUGCAACUGGGGCUGAUAAACUAGAGAUCAGUUGGUCACCACCUCCAGAGUUAGCUGUAACUCUCUACAUUGUCAUUUUUCAAGAUGAAACGUAUCACGUUGAUCCAUCGAGUGAUCUGGUCAUGGACCUGGACUCACUGAAUACAUACACAGCCUACACCUGCUGUGUUGCUGCUAACACUGCAUCUGGAGCGUCGAGAAUAGCCUGUGUCACAAAAACCACCCAGGAAACAGCUCCUGGAGAUGCACCAGUAAAUGUGAUAGUUCAGAUCUUAAACUCCACUGCCAUACACAUCCAAUGGGACCCUCCUCUCACUCCCAAUGGUAUCGUCAUUCUUUACACCAUCUACAUCAACAGCAACCCACCCCUCAAUGUCAAUGCUACAAGUGGUACUCGAAACAUCUCCCUUAGUGGUUUCUCUCCCAACCAAAUGGUGACUGUAACUGUUUCAGCUAGUACUAAAGUUGGAGAAGGUCCACGCUCAGCGUCUACUAGUGUUGCCACUCACGAAUCAGUUCCAGGCCCAGUUGAGAAUCUGACAGUCAGUGCGUCAGCCUACAUGCUCCAUCUGAUGUGGAACCCUCCAACCUACCCAAACGGUGUCAUCACUGGAUAUACAGUCUUGGUGACAAACUUGAUAAAUGAUACGGAAACGAUUCAGUCCAAUGUACCUCCCAGUUCACAACAAAUGACUAUCACCAGUGGAAUUCGUCCGUUUGUGAGGUACAAUGUCUCAGUGACAGCUUCAACUGGAGAUGGACCAGGAGAAUCUGUUGAAGUAACACUGUAUUCACAAGAAGCAGCUCCACAGAGCCCCCCUCCAAAUGUUACUAGCUCUAGAACCUCAGCCACCACUGCUAAUGUAGAGUGGGAUGAUAUAGACUGGAAGGACCUGAGAGGGUGGCUGGUGGACUAUGAGAUUGGGUAUGGUAGUGUGAUGAUGUCUGCCCACCAGCAGUGCCCUGCUAAUGACUCCACCUACACUGAGACCCUGUCUGUGGAUAAUGAAGGAGAGUACGAAUUGACUGGUCUAGAUCCAGGACUGCAGUACUGUGUGAGGCUGGCCGGGAGGACCAGUGCUGGAGUUGGACCUUUCUCACACACCCUCAUUCCAUGGUAUUUCAACAGUUUAUUCACACUUACACUGGAAAAGGCAAACUGCACAGAAUGGAUUGCACAGGAUCCGGAAGAAAUAAUGCUGGACCUUGCCAGAGAUAUUGGCAGGGGUGUCGAACUUAUAUGCCACUGCAAAUUUCCCGAGAAAUAUAUUGCAAAUGGACAACUGAUGUGUCAGAACGACAGCCUAAUAUUAUACCAGGGAAGGAUUAUAAGCACUAAUGACAGGAGCAGCAGUGAUCUCUUGGCAGACCUUGAGAAAUGGCUGUUAAGUGAGCCGACAAUAAUCGUCCAGGGAGAAGUGCUCAAAAUAGUUAAAAGGAAAUCAGCUACUGAGCUAGUAACUCUCAGUACAAUCCCUGAGAAAACCCCUGCCAUAGAACGACCAGUAGAACAAACAGAGACUUCUUCAGACGAUAUUCUAGCGCCUAUCUUUGGCGGUGUGGCUGGAGUUGUUGCUGUUCUGGUUAUACUGGCGGUUGGAGUUAUUAUGACUGUCGUGGUGCUCCGCAAGCACAGAAGCAGCAGCAAAAGUAUUGAUAUGAAGUGCAAGACAGACAGCUCUGCAACUAAACCGACCACCACUAUGAAGCGAUACACAUCCAACACUUCCACUGCAUCACUAUCACUGGGCGUUGCAAAAGACUACGAAAAGCCGUUAAAAUCCGCGACCAUAAAGCAAGACCGAAAAAAGCAGGAGAUGCCGCUCGAUUACGAAACGCUUGUCGCUGAGACUGAAAACGUGUACGAGGAUCCUGAUGCCAUGACAGAGUCAACCGCAGCGGAGGAUUCGUCUUACCUCGCAGGCUAUGAAGUAAUGGCACCAGCAGAAAGGUUGUACGAGAGUGGGGAACAGGCGAGGAGAUGCCGCUCGAUUAUGAAACGCUUGUCGCUGAGACUGAAACGUUUACGAGACCUCAUGCCAUGA